This is a messenger RNA of Pteronotus mesoamericanus, 4610 nucleotides long. RefSeq names its product Rac/Cdc42 guanine nucleotide exchange factor 6 (gene ARHGEF6). Gene Ontology annotation, cellular component: cytoplasm; lamellipodium. The record is from RefSeq and is a predicted model, not a curated record. The coding region runs from base 16 to 2346 and encodes 776 amino acids. The transcript has 22 exons. NCBI's taxonomy places the organism in Eukaryota, Metazoa, Chordata, Mammalia, Chiroptera, Mormoopidae. Gene Ontology annotation, molecular function: protein binding; guanyl-nucleotide exchange factor activity. Gene Ontology annotation, biological process: intracellular signal transduction; lamellipodium assembly.
ACGAAGUCCUCAGUAAUGAAUCCAGAAGAGCAAAUUGUGACAUGGCUUAUAUCCUUGGGGGUUUUAGAUUCCCCCAAAAAGACCAUCUGUGAUCCGGAGGAGUUCUUGAAAUCUUCACUGAAAAAUGGGGUAGUGCUGUGCAAACUGAUCAACAGACUGAGGCCUGGCUCUGUAGAAAAGUACUGUCUGGAACCCCAAACAGAAGCUGACUGCAUCAACAACAUCAAUGACUUCCUGAAAGGAUGUGCAACCCUUCAUGUGGAGGUAUUUGAUCCUGAUGACCUUUAUUCAGGGGUCAAUUUCUCCAAGGUUCUGAGUACUCUUUUAGCUGUCAACAAAGCAACAGAAGAUCAGCUAUCAGAAAGACCAUGUGGACGUUCCUCCUCUCUUAGUGCUGCUAAUAGUUCUCAGACAAACCCACAGGGAGCAGUUUCUAGCACAGCUCCAGGGCUGCAAAGGCAGUCAAAGGCAGUGGAAAUGAUGGAAAAUGGAAGUCACCAGUUAAUAGUAAAGGCAAGAUUCAACUUUAAGCAGACUAAUGAAGAUGAACUGUCAGUAUGUAAAGGGGACAUCAUUUACGUCACUAGAGUUGAAGAAGGAGGCUGGUGGGAAGGCACAUUAAAUGGGAGAACAGGCUGGUUCCCUAGUAAUUAUGUCCGAGAAAUUAAAUCCAGUGAGAGACCUCUCUCCCCAAAGGCUGUCAAAGGAUUUGAAACUACUCCACUUACCAAGAAUUAUUAUUCCGUGGUAUUACAGAACAUCCUGGACACUGAAAAAGAUUACGCUAAAGAACUUCAGUCUCUUCUUGUUACUUACUUAAGACCCCUGCAGUCUAAUAACAAUCUGAGUACUGUGGACUUUACAUCUUUAUUGGGAAACUUUGAGGAAAUAUGCACAUUUCAACAGACCCUCUGCCAAGCCUUGGAAGAAUGUUCAAAAUUUCCAGAAAAUCAACACAAAGUAGGAGGUUGUCUAUUGAACCUCAUGCCUCAUUUUAAAUCCAUGUAUCUGGCUUACUGUGCAAAUCAUCCAUCAGCUGUAAAUGUACUCACCCAACACAGUGAUGUUCUGGAACAAUUUAUGGAAAAUCAAGGUGCAUCUAGCCCAGGUAUACUCAUUUUAACAACAAGCCUCAGCAAACCAUUCAUGCGACUGGAGAAGUAUGUUACUCUCUUGCAAGAGCUGGAACGGCAUAUGGAGGAUACACAUCCAGAUCAUCAGGAUAUUCUGAAAGCAAUCAUAGCAUUCAAAACUCUCAUGGGACAGUGCCAAGAUCUAAGAAAAAGAAAACAGCUGGAGUUGCAGAUACUUUCUGAGCCUAUUCAGGCAUGGGAAGGGGAGGAUAUUAAAACCUUGGGAAAUGUGAUUUUUAUGUCACAAGUAAUGGUGCAGUAUGGAACAUGUGAGGAAAAAGAGGAGCGGUACCUCAUGUUAUUUUCAAAUGUCUUGAUAAUGUUAUCUGCAAGUCCUCGGAUGAGUGGCUUCAUCUAUCAGGGAAAAAUACCAAUAACAGGAAUGGUGGUGACUAGAUUAGAUGAAAUUGAAGGGAAUGACUACACAUUUGAAAUCACAGGUCACAUACUUGAGAGAAUUGUGGUCCACUGCAGCAACAACCAGGACUUCCAGGAAUGGCUGGAGCAUCUGUACAGAUUGAUCAGAGGACCUGCCUCAUGCAGUUCAUUAUCCAAGACAUCAUCAUCAUCUUGUAGCACUCAUUCUUCUUUUAGCUCUACUGGACAGCCCCGAGGACCCUUGGAACCUCCUCAAAUUAUAAAACCAUGGAGUUUAAGUUGUCUACGACCUGCACCUCCACUUAGACCAUCAGCAGCACUAGGUUAUAAAGAGAGGAUGUCUUAUAUCUUAAAGGAGUCUAGUAAAAGCCCCAAAACCAUGAAGAAGUUUCUUCAUAAAAGAAAGACUGAAAGAAAGCCAUCAGAAGAAGAAUAUGUGAUUCGGAAAAGUACGGCUGCUCUGGAAGAGGACGCUCAGAUUCUUAAAGUGAUUGAAGCCUACUGUACCAGUGCAAACUUUCAACAAGGCCAUGGCUCAAGUACUCGCAAAGAUUCAGUUCCACAAGUCUUACUUCCUGAGGAAGAGAAACUCAUCAUUGAAGAAACCAGAAGCAAUGGCCAGACCAUCAUCGAAGAAAAGAGCCUCGUUGACACUGUUUAUGCCUUGAAGGAUGAGGUGAAAGAACUGAAACAGGAGAAUAAAAGAAUGAAGCAAUGCCUGGAAGAAGAAUUGAAAUCAAGAAGGGACCUAGAAAAGUUGGUCCGGAGGCUGUUGAAGCAAACUGAUGAGUGUAUUCGGGCUGAGUCCAGUAGCAAGACCUCCAUCCUUCCAUAACAUUACUGUGCACCUGGGCAGGGUGUGCCUUCAGUGCUUCUUGAAAUGUCCAGCUGAAUGAUUUGGCUCAGUUUGCUCAUUUCUUUGUUUUUUAUUUUGUAUUUGAGUCAGCUCCCUUCCCUCUGUUGCUUGGGUGUUUGUUGUUUUUUGGUUAUUGGAUGGUUGGUUACAUUUUUUUCAACAGGGGUAAAAGAAAGUGGUGGUGGUAGAAGUCUCCCCAGUGUUUUUUCCAUUCAGUAACAAAAGGGAAGCUAAUGUAGGCAAAUGACUUAAGUGGCCUUCUGAUGGCCUUCAAUUCAUAGUGCCUCUUUAACAACAAUUACCCUUUUGGAGCUGGCUACUAGCCCAAAGCAGCUGGCCAUGACUUAUUAAAGGUGAACUUGGCUAUCUGCAACGAUUUCCUGUACAUGGAAGCUCCUCAAUACCUAAUUUACUGAUGGCAAAUAUUUUUGAGCUAUGACUAGAGUAGGGUGAAGGACAAACACAUUAGCCCAGAGAUCGAGCUGCCCUUCCCUGGACCAUCAUGUGCCACCCCUCAAUACACAGUUGUUUUUUUUUUUAUUACUACCUGAUGUACUCUAAAAGAUCAAGAAGACAGUAGAGCCCUUAUUUCUUUUGUGUUGGUUUACAUUUUAACUCUCUGGGUCAGAAGCUCUGAUCAUUCUUGCCAACACCAAAUCCAUUAGCAAAUUGCACUGGACAGUACUUUGAGCAGCAGAGUUGACAACCUCUUCUCUGGUACAUGUUAGGAUUUUCCUCUAACCUUCUGCAAGUGCGCUAGUUUUUUAUCUCCCCUGUGCUUUUAGCCAACCAUACCAAGUGGUGUGUAAACUAGUAUGUGUGUGCUUUGCUCACUUUCUAAAAAUAUAGACUGUGAGAAGGUACUUUAUCUACAUUGCAUAUUCAAAUUGCAACUUCUCAUCUUUAAAACAAUUUGUCAUUGAGGAGAUAUUGUGCCCUAGUAGACAGCUUUGAUUAAUUUUAUUGCUCUCCCAUAUAUGCUAUCAGAAGCUGUAAUGUUCAUCGACCUCUAAGCAUUAUUUGUAGAAAUGUGCUGUUGUUCCAGUUUGUAUAUCCAGACCAAAAAAAAAAAAAAACACACACACAAAAAAAACACACAAAAAAAGAGGUCCUCUCUAGUAGCUGUGUGCUGGUUACUAGUGAAGCUGAUUAUUUGGAACUAGUUUACUCAAGUUGCUCAUCAAAUCAAACCAUUGCUUUGUAAGUAUGUCAGAAAUUAGAGCUGUGACAAAUCAUAUUUAGAAGAUGGUCACAGAAGAGCAGCAAACAUCCAAACUCCACCCAGUUGAAAGUCAGCCAAAGGUUAUCUCUCUCAAAAAGGUGGAAUUUGGCUGGGUGGGGAAGAUCACUGGAAAGAGAGACAAAGGGCCUGUGGACUAAUCAAAGUUCUCUUCCACAUAUAUCUGAUGGGUGCCUAUAAUAUGGGUUUUGCAAAUAUUGUUUAGAAACCAAACUUAAAGCUUGAACUGCUCCCCAGCUUGCUAAGUCCUUCUUCUUUCUAGUGCUUGGGGCGAGGGGGUAUCAAGUUCCCAUUGCUACAUGGUACAGGGCUGUUGACUGCUUGCUGCACAGCAGAAACUAUACUAUUCAGAGGAAUUGGCCUAUUCCAACAGUCCAGCAUCAGCCACCCACACACAGCUGUCUUUAAAAACUGAAGAGUGAAGAUUUCUAGGAAUUGGCUAUUGUUCUGUUUUUAAGCACAGCACUAUAGGUAAGCCAUCCUUCACUUAAAAAUUAAAAUCAACACAGAUCUUAGCAUUUGCUCUGUCUGUGGUUAAUCAAUGGCUUGCAAUAGAUGUGCAAACUAUAUCCAUAGGAAAAAAUUUUGCAAUUACAAAAUAUUUAAGUUGAUAAGGUAUAGCGUAAAAUAUUGAAAGGUCUUUAUUUUAGAGUGAUGUAUAUAUGCAUGUUUUGGGGACUUGGCCCUUCUGAUGAGAGGCCCUUGGUACUCUGGGUAAUGAAGCUUGUGCAGAGUGGUGUCCACACUCACACACUAACCAAUAAUAUAAAAGGAAAUGAAGCCAUGUUAACCUGAGAGCAGUGUCUCCAUAGUUGUGUUGUUUACAAAACUCUAUAAAUGGGUUUCUGUUACCCUAUAAUUAAAUUGUUGCCCUUAGAGGCCUGUCAGUUUCUCUUCUGUCAUGUUUCUUCUUACACAGGCUCAAAUUUUCUAAUUUGUUUUUAUUUUGAAGACUUUUAAAAUUAAAAUUUUCAAUAAAUAAGAAUAAUAAUCCUUUAUAAAA